Molecule: messenger RNA, 674 nt
Organism: Urocitellus parryii (Arctic ground squirrel)
Lineage: Eukaryota; Metazoa; Chordata; Mammalia; Rodentia; Sciuridae
Source: RefSeq, a predicted model, not a curated record
GCACCGCAGGGAGGGCAGGAGGCUGGAGCGCCUGCUGCCCGCCCGCCCGUAAAAUGGUCACCUCGGCUGGACAGCUCGCCCUGUUCGCGCUCGGUAUCGUGUUGGCUGUGUGCCAAGCCCUGGAGAACAGCACGUCCCCCCUGAGCGAUCCGCCUGUGGCCGCAGCAGUGGUGUCACAUUUUAAUGAAUGCCCAGAUUCCCACACUCAGUUCUGCUUUCAUGGAACCUGCAGGUUUUUGGUGCAGGAGGAUAAGCCAGCAUGUGUCUGCCAUUCUGGGUACGUGGGCGCACGCUGUGAGCACGCAGACCUCCUGGCCGUGGUGGCUGCCAGCCAGAAGAAGCAAGCUAUCACUGCGUUGGUGGUGGUCUCCAUUGUGGCCCUGGCUGUCCUCAUCAUUGCAUGUGUGCUGAUACACUGUUGCCAGGUCCGAAAACACUGUGAGUGGUGCCGCACCCUCAUCUGCCGGCACGAGAAGCCCAGUGCCCUCCUGAAGGGAAGGACUGCUUGCUGCCACUCAGAAACAGGUAGAGGGCUGCAUGGGGGAUUUAGGAGGCACUCCUGGGUGGGAAGAAAUGACCACCUUCUCCAGCCUUUCCAGAGAUGCUAUGUCAUCCGAGUCCCUCAUAACAAAAUUCCUUUUGAAGAAGUAAUGGGGUUAGGAGACAACUGCUGA